Messenger RNA from Engraulis encrasicolus (European anchovy), 2888 nucleotides. RefSeq names its product caspase-6-like. Gene Ontology annotation, biological process: positive regulation of neuron apoptotic process; apoptotic process. The transcript has 8 exons. Lineage: Eukaryota; Metazoa; Chordata; Actinopteri; Clupeiformes; Engraulidae. The record is from RefSeq and is a predicted model, not a curated record. Gene Ontology annotation, cellular component: cytoplasm. The coding region runs from base 203 to 1108 and encodes 301 amino acids.
AUCAUUUUCCUCUCGCAUGGCGUCAGUGCGGAACACGGAAGUUGAAACGAGCAGAUAAUUGACAUCGCUUUUAGCCAGUUGGGUGUUUCUUAUUUUAACACUUGUCCAAUGACAAGAGGGGGGAAUAUUUCUCCUGGUGCAUCCAACUUUUCUGUAGCGUGAUUACUACAGUUGUCGAUGUGAAUCCAACUAGGAAGUCAAGAUGGCAAGUCCUUCGAAAGAAUCAGGAAGUGUCGAAAUGGACAGCGCAAUCGGUGGACGCAGCCCUGCCAUUUCAGGUGUCACUCAGAAUGUCACAGAAACAGAUGCCAUUUACAGAGGUUCUAUCCAGUUGGACCCUGAUGAGGAGUACAAGAUGGACCACAAGAAGAGAGGCCGUGUCCUCAUUUUUAACCAGGAGCAGUUCUUUUGGCGCCUGGGCAUGCAUCCAAGAAGUGGUACCAACGCGGAUCGUCACAAUUUGGUUAAACGAUUUGAGGAACUACAAUUUGAAGUGAAUGCUUACGAUAACCUCAAGCUGGAGGAAGUUUGGACCAAAAUAAGUGAAACUGCUGAGGCUGAUCAUACGGACUCUGACUGCUUUGUCUGCGUUUUCCUGAGUCAUGGAGAGAACGAUCAUGUGUUUGCUUAUGAUGGUAAGAUCGCCAUUCAGGACAUUACUGCGCUUUUCAAAGGAAACAAGUGUCCAAGCCUAGCUGGGAAGCCCAAGAUAUUCAUCUUACAGGCAUGCCGUGGAGACAAACAUGACGAUCCUGUCACGCCUAUGGAUGUGGUGGACACAAAGACCAAUGAAGUAGAGGUUGAUGCUGGAGUUGUCUACACUUUGCCAUCAGGGGCUGAUUUCCUUAUGUGCUAUUCUGUGGCAGACGGAUAUUACUCUCACCGUGAGACAGUGAAUGGCUCAUGGUACAUCCAGGACCUGUGUGAGAUCCUAAAAGAACAUGGCCAGGCUCUGGAGUUCACAGAGCUCUUGACGGUCGUCAACCGCAAAGUGUCCCGGCGUAGUGUUGGCAUGUGCAAAGAUCCUUCUGCCAUUGGAAAAAAGCAGGUGCCUUGUUUUGCCUCGAUGCUGACCAAGAAGCUGUACUUUAGGCGUAAGACUACCUAGUGUUUACAGUUGGUCACUACAUCCUAAGGAUGCGUUGGGGGAUUCUUCCAAAGUGUCUGUGAAUGUUCAUCUUUCUGAUCAUGACAAGCAAGUCAAAAAUCCAACUUAAUGAUCCUUGAGUGUUUUGGCUAUGGAUAAAAUCAGUUAAGUUCCAACAGCAACUAAACUCAAUUUUUAUGUUUAUGCCUGAAGAACAACACUAUUUUAUGAGAUUUAUAUGAUAACUGUUCUUUUAAUGUCCCACAAUUGUAGUAACGGAUCAACAGAUUGCAACAGAUCAAAAUAUUUUAACAGGGAGAUUACCGGGUUAAAUACAAACUAAAUACCUCAUGAUCCAUUUAUACCAUACCUCAUACUGGAUAUCAUAAAGCAGAAAUAAAUCAUUGCUGAAUCAUUCACAUUAUUGUUCAGAUUGAGAGAGCUACAAUUUUAAAAGUAGAAGAAAAUCUUUGGUGAUGUAUGUUUUUUUUAAUUAUGAAGACCAUUUCUGUGACAUUAUCUCUCAAGAAAUAGGGGAGUUAACACAUGAUUUCUUGAACACAAGGAAGCGACAGAGACCUGAAUUACCAGUUCAUGUUCCAGCGUUGUUACCUUCUAAUCCUGCAUUUUCAUUUGUUGCAACACAGUCCUCCACAGUGUGCUUCCAAAAAAGGGAAUUACUGUUAGAUAUUGUCACUCCAGUUUUGUAUUGUGCUACAGAGUUGACCAUAUUAAUUAAUGACCAUAUUAAUUUCCACGUAUGUGUCUUAUGUCUUACUAUGUCUAAUCUCACUUGUUCAAAUACAGAAAGUACCUCAGGGGGAGAGGUGUCUUGAGCUGUGGGAAAUGCAUAUCUCAGAUUCCUUCAUUAUGGUUGGGGGGAGGGUGGUUUUUAAACACAUGAUUGAGCUGUACUCACACUUUUGCAGUGUCCUCUAUGAGAACACAUGGUCUCAUUGACUGCUGCAAAUGAGUUCACCAGAACAACUUUGUCAAGGCUGUUGUACUGAGUUUUGUAGCAAAUGAUAAUGUGUCAACACACUCACAUUAUGUUUGUGCUGCACAAGCCUGAUAAAAGAAACAAAAAACAUUGCUGCUGCACGGACAGGAGGCUUUAAUGGGGGGAAAAUGUCAGCAGUGGUGAUUUUUGUUUCUUUAACCCAUGGUGUUGUCAGGCAUGUAGUGGAACCUGCAGUACUGUAAACCCCUCCAAGAUGUGCAGGACUGCACAUGUAGUACUACACGUUCACAUGAACGUCAUACUGACAGUGUGUCAUUUUUCACAUGUUAAUAAUCACUCAGGACUAUGUGAGGACUAUACUUUGUCAAUUGUUUUUAAUCAAAUUCCUAUGACAUUUCUGAACAGUAAAUAAAGCCAGCAUGUUGAAGACCGGGUCAGAUGUUGUUAAAGUACACAAUCAUUAAGCUGAAAUCUCUGGCCAUAGCGACUUUGUCAUGAAAUAAAAAGCUGGUCAAGAUUAUUCUGAUCAAGAGUUGUAGUGUAGUCCGUAAAUGGGCUACCCAGAGGUACAUGAUCAUUCCUUCAUUUAAGGUUAUCUGUUGAAGAUGAUGUUUACAACCACUGUGUACUUUCUAUAUGGGCUUAUGGUGAUGGGCUUUGCACUAUCAAUGAGUUAUGGAGUCUGGUUUGUAUUGUUUUUCCUUUUUAAGUAUGAAUGAAACAUUUGCCCUUAAGGGAAUUUGUCUUGUGUUCAGGAGAAGCUGGGUAAUGCACUAGUUGGUGUAAUUAUUGACUCCAGUUGUAUGAAUUUGGUGUGCAAUAAAACAAAAGAGAAAAACA